Messenger RNA from Vespula vulgaris, 1572 nucleotides. It is a transcript of the gene Su(P), whose product is annotated as prostaglandin E synthase 2. Bases 226 to 1410 code for a protein of 394 amino acids. Gene Ontology annotation, cellular component: mitochondrion. The record is from RefSeq and is a predicted model, not a curated record. Gene Ontology annotation, molecular function: prostaglandin-E synthase activity. The transcript has 5 exons. NCBI's taxonomy places the organism in Eukaryota, Metazoa, Arthropoda, Insecta, Hymenoptera, Vespidae.
AGCGAUCUUACAUUUAAAGUAAGAUUUCAUUUAAAAUUAUCUAAAUCGAGUAUCUUAUAAAAAACAUUGUAUAUUUAUAAAAAAAAAUUGGAAUUCAUAAAAUAUCAGAAGUGAUAUCAACGCCAUCGUGUAGAAACCAGCUUGGACACCCUGAUAGAAAUCUUUGAUUCUUUAUAUAAAGAAUGGUAUAUUUGACCGGUAUCCAAAUUGUUAAUUGUUUAAAAAAUGGCUGUAGCAUUGUGUAAACUAUCUCGAUUCUCAAGAAGUUAUAAAUAUUUAAGGAAUUAUGAUAAUUUUAAUAUAAAUAAUCGUUCGUCGUCGUUUUGUACAGUAGCUCAGCAACCAAAAUCAAGAAAUUUAUUAAAAAUCGGCAUUAUAGGUGCAACUAUUGGUGUUAUAGGAGGAACAGGUUAUUCUUUUUAUAAAAUUAGUGAAGACAGAAAAAAUUUAGCUUUAGAUGGAACACCUGUAAAUCCAACCCAAAUAUUAAAACAUAAACCAUCUAUUACACCAUCUAGAAAGGUCACUUUUCCUGUAAAUACAACUGGAUUAAAACUUACAUUGUAUCAAUAUCAAACAUGUCCUUUUUGCUGUAAAGUUAGGGCUUUUUUAGAUUAUUAUGGAAUAUCUUAUGAUGUGGUCGAGGUGGAUCCAGUAUUGCGAAAAGAAAUUUCUUGGUCUUCUUACAAAAAAGUACCAAUACUUCUUGUUCAAGUAAAAGAUGGUUAUCAACCUUUGAAUGACAGUUCAAUGAUUAUAUCAUUAUUGUCGUCUUAUAUGCAAGAUAAAUCUCAAAAUGUCUCAGAAUUGGUAGAAUAUUAUCCAAACAUAGCUAUGCAUGAUAAUGAAGGAAAAUUUAAAUAUGAAAUAAUGAAUAAAUAUUUCCUUAUGUAUAAUAAAAUGCCUCCUGAGGAUAUUUCAAUGAAUGCUAUAACAGAAGAACGUAAAUGGAGACAGUGGACAGAUGAUGUAUUAAUUCAUACUCUUUCACCAAAUGUAUAUAGGACAUUGAAUGAAGCAUAUGAAACUUUUGAAUGGUUUUCUGAGGUUGGUCACUGGAAGGAAUAUUUCCCAUCAUGGGAACAAAUGUUAAUAGUUAAUGUAGGAGCAUGUGCUAUGUGGUUGAUAGCAAAACGUUUGAAAAAAAGACACAGACUAAAGGAGGACGUUCGCCAAUCAUUGUAUGAUGAAGUAAACAAGUGGUUAAAAGAAGUUCAUGUAAAUGGAACUCCAUUUAGGGGUGGUCACAAUCCAGACCUUUCAGAUCUUGCAGUAUAUGGUGUUCUAAAAAGUAUUGAAGGAUGUUCUGCUUUUAAGGAUUUAUUAAAGAAUACAAAGUUAUCUAAAUGGUAUAAUGCCAUGAAAGAAAGAGUUGAUUCAUAUGCUGGAAGUACACUUGUAAAUGGUUAAUUUAUUCAUUAUAGAGUUCUGUGAUUUAAUUCAAUUUUCUUCAAAAAGAAAAUGUAGUAUUGUAUUAAAAUAAUUGUAAAGUGAUUUAUGAAUUUAUACAGAUUAACUUUAUUUUAUUUCUUGCACAAUUACAAAGUUAACCAAUAAAUAAUUUCAACUGUU